This is a messenger RNA of Aspergillus terreus NIH2624, 381 nucleotides long. Its product is annotated as protoglobin family protein. Lineage: Eukaryota; Fungi; Ascomycota; Eurotiomycetes; Eurotiales; Aspergillaceae. The coding region runs from base 1 to 381 and encodes 126 amino acids. The record is from RefSeq and is a predicted model, not a curated record. The transcript is spliced from 2 exons. Gene Ontology annotation, molecular function: heme binding; oxygen binding.
AUGGAUUCCCAGCGCCAGAGCAUUAGACAAGUGACGCGGAAGGAACUGUACACCAGUUUCGGGAAGCGUAUGGAAUACAUCAAAGCCUUUGUCGGCUUCACGGACGACGACGCCAUCACAUUCAAUAAAGGCGCAAAAUAUAUCAAAGCCGCCAUCCCAACCCUUGCGCAUCGACUCUACGAAAGAAUGCUGGAGUUCGACAUCACAGCGCGUGCACUUCGGACGCGAACUACAAUGUCCGAUAGCCCUGUCGAUGACCUCUUCACCAUCGACAGUCCGCAGGUCCAGCGCAGGAAGAUCUUCUGGAAAUGGUACCUAACGCGGUUCUGCUCAGACCCCAGCCAGCUCGAAUACUGGGAAUAUCUAGACAAAGUGGGGUGA